AUGAGCCAGGUGGGUUUCUACGGCUACAUCCCUACAUCAGACGACGACGUCUUCCAAUGCCGAUCAGUAUGGGACCGCCGACCAGCAGUGACAGGCGCCCCGGACUUUCUGGAAACAUACAACGUCGAUGAACGCCGUUUAUCCGAUGUCACCACCACGGCUGCCCAGCGCUGGAUGGAAGUUGUCGACACUGCUAGAUCCUUUUCCCAAACCAAGGAAGACGGCUGGAGGCACCUGAGCUCCGCAGACUGGAAAAACAUCUCGCACGACCUCUUCUUCCACCACUACCCCCAAUCCCACACCUGGCUCCUCCGCAACCUCACAACCUCAGAAUUCAUCCGCUCAGACAAACUCCAGCCCUCGCCGCGCAAAUCCUCAGACAACACCCGGCCGAAACUUCCCUCCCGGCCCUCCACGUUCACAAAGAUGCUCAAACCAUUCACCUCGGAGAAAAAGAGCGCGAAAGAGAAGCCCGCCGCAACACUCGGCCCCCACCCAGACGAAGUCUUCGACACAAGUCCAUUGUCAUUCGCGCAAAUAUUGCUCGUCCUAACAGCCCACUCUGACCUCCCCUCCCACCACGAACUCCCCUUCGCCUUCCACGACGGCCGCUGGCGAGGCCACGCCUUCGACCUCACGCCUCUCUCCGAGCACCUUUCCUCCACGCAACCCGACGACUGGGCCGACGUGUCUGACCUUGCCGUCGACGACGUGGCUAACCUAAGAUACUGGGUGCACCAGCUAGCCGGCGACGGGGACACGUGUCCAAAGAGUCUAAGGCCGCAUGUCGAGGCGGAUAGGAGUAUGUAUCAUAAUUGGGAGGGGUUGGAGGCGGGGUUGGUGGGGGAGGCCGAGGGGAGGUGGGUGCUUAAGAGGCCGGUUGAGAGGGGGUGA
Molecule: messenger RNA, 894 nt
Organism: Didymosphaeria variabile
Lineage: Eukaryota; Fungi; Ascomycota; Dothideomycetes; Pleosporales; Didymosphaeriaceae
Exons: 2
Coding region: 1-894 (297 amino acids)
Source: RefSeq, a predicted model, not a curated record